AUGACAGAAAAGGUUACCAUUGCCCAUAUCCAACAUAACUUUGUUGAUGUCAUUGAAGAUGUAAGAGAUUCGUCUCCAACUGAUAACACAUUCUUUAUCAAUGUCAAUAGUUCGCCCAAUGAAAUCACCGAACAUGUAAUCACAGUAGAGAAAUUAGAACCUUUCUUCAGUUGCUCACCGGAUGACCAAUUUAAGAAAUUGAACAUAAACAAAUAUGAAGCUACCCUAAAUGGAGAAACGUUUAGAUUCAAUACAAGUGUCAAGGACUGGACAACUGCCAAUUCUAAUACCAGUUGGAGCGCUGUUGAUGUUAUCCAAACCCCUCAGAUGAGAUAUCUAUUAGGUGACUCGGUAGGAAAUAUUAAAGUGUUCGAUGAAAAUUAUGAUCUGGAGAGAGAGUUUGAAAAUAUCCAUUCUAGUGAUAUCACUUCUGCCAAAUUCUUCCCAAGCGCUGAAGUAAUAUUAUCAGCAUCUUCGGAUAUGCAACUUAAGAUAUUAUCUGUUGAAGAUGGUUCAAAUCCAAGAACUUUUGCAGGACAUACAUCAACUGUCACUGGAUCAGUAAUAGUGGGCCGAGGAAGAAACGUAUUAUCUUCGUCAAAAGAUGGUACAAUACGUCUAUGGGAAUGUGGAUCGGGAAGUAACAUUCAUUCAUUUACAAGAAGAGAAAAUCCCUCUGAUAGUGUCAAUUCGAUAAGUUUAAGAUCUGAAUCAGGUUCUAAUUCUACGAUGGAAACAAGCGAUAAAAAUUUAGAAUAUGAGACAGAAGGAAAGACAAUAUUUGGUGGACAUACAUCUGGAGUCGUGACAGUCUUUGAUAUAUUUUCAAAAAAACAAUUAUUACAGUUACCAAGUGAAUUUAUGUCUUCUUGCACUUCGGUGAGUGCAGAUCCUAAGGAGUUCAACCAUGUUGUAGCUGGUUAUGAGAAUGGAACUGUUGCUAUAUGGGAUAUUAGAUAUCCAAAUAGCUGUGUAUCUAAAGCUAUUAUUAAAGACAGGACACCUAUCAAUAAACUAUUAUUCCAGAAUGGCAUGAUAAUAACAUCUACAGGUUGCGAUACAAGUUUGUCUAUGGACAUUGCUCCUGAUUCAAAGAAAAUUAACACAAACAUUCCAACUUUUUUUGUAUCAGAUGGUGCAGAUGUUUCAGACUUUGCUUCUUUUACAGACCAGAAGGGUAUUCAUAAUCUAAUUGCAGUCGGUAGGUUUGGAUAUUGUGCAGGAUACGAGCUUUAA
Molecule: messenger RNA, 1236 nt
Organism: Maudiozyma saulgeensis
Lineage: Eukaryota; Fungi; Ascomycota; Saccharomycetes; Saccharomycetales; Saccharomycetaceae
Source: the annotation of a GenBank genome assembly